Molecule: messenger RNA, 1035 nt
Organism: Lodderomyces elongisporus
Lineage: Eukaryota; Fungi; Ascomycota; Pichiomycetes; Serinales; Debaryomycetaceae
Exons: 1
Coding region: 1-1035 (344 amino acids)
Molecular function (GO): serine-type endopeptidase activity
Source: RefSeq, a predicted model, not a curated record
AUGGCCCAGUUAACCCCUAUUAAAGGAUUCACAAACUGCUCUGUUACCAAGUCAAUAUGUAUUAUAACAACAGUGAUACCACUUGUGCUAUCCAUAUUAUCAAUUAAAUAUGUUGUUCGUAUGUCUUUGGAUCCAUAUAUCUACCAAUACCAUCAAUAUUGGAGAAUAAUCACAUAUCAAUUAUCAGUGGUGAACGAAUCAGAUUAUCUUUUAGGCGUUCUUCUUUGGUUUGAAUUCAAGGUUAUUGAAAGAUUUUAUGGUUCAAGGCGCUAUCUAUCCUUAAUUGUCGCCUUUGCUGUCUACAAUGCUAUUGCGUGCACUUCUGUCAUGGCUAUUGGCCAAUUACUAAUAAAUUACUUUACCUUUCUCCUCAAAAUUUUUUUCAAAGGAUUCACGCAUGACAAGUUUAAUUUCAAGCCCACGAUUUUGAAUGAGGCUGUGCCAGGGCCCAUUGGUCUUAUUUCUUCUUUCUAUGUGACCUAUUUGCAGAAUAUCCCCACAUCAUAUUAUUUCAAGAUUUUGCUUAGGAAACCAAAAAGAGUUAAUUUGGAAAAUGAGCCAACCAAUCAAAGCGAAUCUUCUCGUGGCAUUAACCCAGACGGCAUAAAAGCUUUCACGGUAAGCAACCAAUUUGUGGUACACAUACUAUACAUUAUAUUAAUUUUAAACAAUGGGAUCAAGUCAUUGAUUCCAGGCUUGGUCGGUCUACUCGUUGGUAAAUUAUACGUCUAUGAUCUUCUCCCAUUCACAAACUAUUUAAUUCCUAAAACAUUUUUCCAAGUUUUCAUCAAUCCUAGCAAAAAAGUCUUCCAAACUAUAAAUGCAAUGAUUCAAAGGGUCGCUCGAUCUGGUUAUACACCCUUACCGACUACAACAAACCAAGAAAAUCUUAUGCAAGAGCCACGUCUCAGCAGCGAAGAACCCGAGGAUAAUGACGAUAUUUUAGAUGAAACCAGAAGACAAGAAAGCCAAAUUCGAGCGGAAACACCUGUUCGACCUUUGGGUAGUCAAUUUUUGGAUACAUUUAGGAGAUAG